UAAUUUGGUACAAAGGUUUGUUUAAUCAAAAGCCAAACGUUUGAAAAAUUGUGCUUUUUGCUGGUUCUUCCCAUUGUGCAACAUUGACGCUGUAAAGCAUAACCUCUGUGACAGCUUAAACUCAGUUUCAUUAUUUACAUCCAUUUCUUUGUGAUUACAAUUAUCAUCCACCAAUCUGAUCAACAACAUCAUCAUCAAUUUCAUCAACAUUAUUGUUUCUGGUUCAUCUUUCUCUGUCUCUCUCUUCAUUAGUGUCAUUGCAUCUCCAUGUUUUAUCAUUGGGUUAAUCCUGACAAUUGGUCACAUGGUUUUAACCAUUAUAAUCAACAUCAACAUUUUCACAUUAAUGCUGAUAAUUAUAACCACUCAACAAUUUACAUUACAAACAACCAUACAAUAAUAUCAUUUAAACUUUGAUCAAAUAAUAGCAAUUGUAAUCGCAAUCUUUCUACACUUGACCCAACUAAUAUUUUAUUACAUUGAUUUGCCUUUUGUUUACAUUCAACCUUUUUCUUGCUUCUUGUGUUUCAUACAAAUCUUAUGAAAUUUUUUUGUCGUAAUUAACUUGUUGAUUAAUUUAUUUCUGUACAUUUGUUACCAUUUGUUUUUACUUAUUUAUUGCAAUCACUUUUGUUACAUAUGUCUUUACGUUAAAUCAUUAUCAACAUCCCAACCUUUACCAUCGUCACAACCAACAAGUGCAACAUUUGAUACCCGAUUAAUGAUACUUUCAACUCCCAUCAGUACCAACUCUGUAUCAGUGACCAAGUUUACUCGUUUGACAUUUUUCAACUGAAUUUUGUUUGGAUACAAUUUUUAAAAAUCACUUUCGUGGCAAUACAAAUUUUACUCAACCCAAUUGUGUGAUUAACUCUUGCAAUCGCCUCUUUUUUGUUUUGAAUGGAUUCAAGUCAAGCCAAUCAUCUUAUCGUUUACCAGUGGAAAUCUCUGUUUACCAUUUAUUCAUAAUCUGCCGAUAAUUAGUCAGUGUCCAUUAUUUUUUAACCUUUUCAGUGCAAAGACAAAUAAGACCAAAGCUUAAUCUCUCAUGAGCUGGAAAAAUUUGGUUCAAAUAAAUACGAUUUAACGCUUUAAUCAGUUAAAACACUAAGACGAAACGACAACAAGAUUGCUCUUGAAAUAUCAAGAAAAAGAAAGGAUAAGCCAUAAAAUACGUAUUGGUUAAGCUAUUUUACCAGGAAAUCUUCCUUCUUUUGGUUCCUCCUUCCUGAUACUCUUUUUUUCGUCACUUUUCAGUCUCCAUGAGAAGCAACUUUAUUUAUCCCAAUUCAGUCCAACUGUCAACUUGUUCAUCUCAACAACAACGGCAACAAUCAACCGAUAAACUGUCAAACCUCUAAUCAAACCUUUUGGUCAACUCUUAAGUGCAAUCUCGUGCAAUUUUGUCCCCAAACCUAAAGUCCCUUUACAAGUCUACUUACAUUUUGUGCAACAAUCAUCUUCAAAAUUUAAAUUAAUUUUCUCUCAUCAUGUUCAGUUUCCACAAGCCCAAGAUUUACCGAUCAAUCUCGGGUUGUUGUAUAUGCAAGGCUAAAUCUUCCAGUUCCCGAUUCACGGACAGUAAAAAGUACGAAGCUGAAUUUGAAAAGUGUUUCCGAAUCAGUGAGAAAAGGUCAGGUGAAAUAUGCAAUGCAUGUGUCCUUUUGGUGAAAAGAUGGAAAAAACUGCCCCCAGGAACCGCGCGUAAUUGGAGGCAUGUUGUGGAUGCUCGAGCUGGCCCAGGAACCAAAUCAAUGAAAUACGCAAAAUUAAACCACAGCAAUUCAAGUCCACUAACAAGCUCAACCAAUGCGAAGAAGCACCAAAAACCAAAGAAACUUAAAUCAUCAUUGAUUGAUUUUUCAGACAUUCAAGGUGAUAAUUUUCAUGUACCAAGUCGACGAAUACCAAGUCCCAUACAAAGUGACUCAUCCGAUUUGGAUGGUGAUUCAGACGAAGAUGACUAUCUUUCUGAUCUUGACGAUGAGGGUAAAGAGCAAGGUGCCGAAGGUGCUUUCAACUCACCCAAGAAGAAGCUACGAAGCAGCAGUAAAAGUCCAAUAUCAAAUGGCCUAUUGUCACCCUCAUCUUCAUCAUCGACCAGUCGACGAAAUUUAGCCAAGCGUACCAAACCUCCAACCAGCUCACUCUCUAAAGUAUCUUCCUUUUUAGACAUGUCUUUCUGGAGGAAAGAGAAAAUUUGUUGCGGUAUAAUUUUCAAAGGACCCAACAAUGAACUGCUUAUCUACCCGAAACUGCUCAAACCAUGUUCAUGUCGAUUAAAAAUGACCGAAGCUAAAUCCAAUAGCACUGGAAGCGGAGCCAGUGACACGGCUUCCAUCACAUCAACCUCACAAAUUGAAGAGGAUACAAACAGCAAUGCCAGCAGUACGGCCAACUACAGUCUUUAACGUAAACUCAAGCCUAGGAUUGGUCUCAUUUUUUUGUUCCUCUUUAAUACACUUUACAUCUUUCACUAACAAUUAUUUAUCGCCUCAUUUUUUACAUACAUAUACAAACGAAAGAUAUUCAAUAAAAAAGCAUAUUUGGAUUCAUAAAUCAGAUCACAUCAACUUUCAUAUUCAUCCCCGUUAACCUGGUAUGCAGAAACAAUAACCCUCAUCAGAAUCAUUCUCAUUCUCACGGAUUCCAUCACUACUAUCACUACCAAAAGUCACCAGCAUCUUCAUGACUCAAACAUCACCAACUCUUCAGAUAACUUUGCCUAAUUGUGUGUGUUUCAAUGGAAACCAACUGAAAGCAUCACUGAGAGGUUCAGUUGUGACAUUUGAAUCUACCAGGCUAAUUUUAAUAUCACAAUACAACUGUCAUCACACAUAAUAUAUUAUCAUUUACUAACUAUCAUUAUUAUCAUUAUUAUUAUUACCAUUAUUGUUACAAAGUAUAUUACAAAACAAAAAACAAACCCUAACGCAAAACUGCCUGAAAUCAUUUUGACCUGAUUUUUUACUUGAAAAAAUGAAAAAUGCUUUGUCAAUCAAUGUUGAAGCAAAAUGAUUUUGAUGAUAAUAAUGAUAUUCAAUUAGCAACAGUAAUCUCUUAAUUGUGCUAUCCAAGUUAAAUUAUUAUUGUUUACUUACAAUUAACACUAGAUGAUGACAAAGUAAACGUGCAAAAAUUUAAUUUCAAUACUUUAACAACAAAUUGUAAUAAUAUACAAAUCAUAAUAUAUACACACAUCUGAGACUAUUCAUUAAUCAUUUGUUUUGUUUUAUUUUUUUCUGCUUUUCGCUAGCAAUUAAUGUUAUAGCGAAAUGCAUUUAAUUGUAAAUAAUUUUGUCUCAAAAUACGAUAAAUUUUUUUCUCUUUUUGACACUAAAUUGUUAUAAUUGAGCUCAGCUCGAGUCCCCAUUAAGAUGAGCUUUUUACCUCAUCAAAUCAAUUGCGAUAGGCUUUUAAUAGUCUUAUUUGUAUUGAUUUAGGCACAAAAUUUUGACUUUCUGUUGAUCCACAGACGUCUAAGACGUUAACCUUUGUCCUGACAAAUUAACCCAUUUCAUGAUUAAAAAUCAUGUCACAUUA
Molecule: messenger RNA, 3543 nt
Organism: Tetranychus urticae (two-spotted spider mite)
Lineage: Eukaryota; Metazoa; Arthropoda; Arachnida; Trombidiformes; Tetranychidae
Product: SIN3-HDAC complex-associated factor
Biological process (GO): negative regulation of cell migration
Cellular component (GO): Sin3-type complex
Source: RefSeq, a predicted model, not a curated record